Dentiscutata erythropus is the source of this 228-nucleotide messenger RNA. Lineage: Eukaryota; Fungi; Glomeromycota; Glomeromycetes; Diversisporales; Gigasporaceae. The record is from the annotation of a GenBank genome assembly.
AUGUAUGAUCUGAACGGCUUGGCUAUUGUUACUAAGGGAUUUGAUGAAAUGCACAUGUCAUCAAGCGACAGUGUAUCUUUACAUGAAAAUGACGCAAUGGCUAAUUCGCAACAUAAUUAUGCAAAAAGAGAUGAGAAUCUAGUGGGUUCUGUCAGAUUUUAUAAUGAUGGAGAUGUGAUAUUUCCUAUUUAUCGUUCGAUCAUUAGUUGUCUUUUUCCUACAAUAUGA